AUGCGGUCCCAGCCGCUGCUGCUGCUGGUGCUGGGGCUGGUGCUGGGGCUGGGGGGGCGAGCGGGCGGCGGGGGGGGUUGCCAACUGCCUGCCGAGUGGCGACCGCUCAGCGAGGGCUGCCGAGCCGAGCUGGCCGCGAUCAUCGUCUACGCGCGGGUGCUGGCGCUGCACCCCGACCCUUACGGCGCCUACAACUACCUGCCCUGGCAGAGGGGUCCCCCCGACGGUCCCCAGCAAGGGGCUGGGGGGCUUUUUUAUUCUGCCGAGAUCGAGCUGCUGUGCGACCAGGCGUGGGGCAGCAUGCUGGAGGUGCCCGCCGGCUCCCGCCUCAACCUCACCGGCCUCGGCUACUUCUCCUGCCACUCUCACACGGUCAUGCAGGGCUACGCUUAUUUCUUCUUCCUCCGAAUGGAUGAGAACUACAUCCUCCUGCCGCACGGAGUCAACUUCCAGGAGGCGAUUUUCCCGGACACCCAGGAGAACAGAAGGAUGUUUGCAAGCCUUUUCCAGUUUUCUAACUGCUCGCAGGCACAGCAUGUGUCGAGCUUCUCCAGUGACUGGGAGAUUCAAGAGGACAAUCGGCUGAUGUGCUCCUCAGUCCAGAAAGCCCUGUUUGAGGAGGAGGACAGGGUGAAGAAGCUGCAGCAGAAGGUGGCGACGCUGGAGAAGCGCAACAAGCAGCUGCGAGAUCGGGUGAAGAAGGUCAAGAGGUCUCUCCGGCAGGCCAGGAAAAACACCAGGCACAUGGAGCAGAUGAACCGAAAACUCAGUGAGAAACUUUCCUCUGCAGGUGGUCAAAUCCCCUACAUUAACUCUCUGAAGCAGGAGAACUCCCAUGCUACUUAUCUUAAAGUGUAAUGCCAGGGUAAGUGCUCAGGCCAAUGAUAAAUGGCAGUUUUUGCCUGUGUUAGAUCAGGAUCUGGCCCUCACACCUUGUCUACACUUUGCUUCAAACCUUGCAUGGAAAAUGGAUCUGGACUUGCUUUAGCCACAGUGCUAGAUUGAACAGGAAUGCAGAUGGUGUUUGGCUGGGUGUGGAGGCACAGCCCAAAGCCACGUCCUCCCUGUCCUUGGUGGACAUGGGGCCAGACUGUAAAUCCGUGCUUCUGGGCCCUCACGCUCCUCCACCUCCAUCACCAGCUUUAGGUUGUCUUAGAUGAACAUGCCAGUUCAGCCCCAUGGGCCAUUGCAGGCACCUGACACAGGAGCUCUUCUUGACAACUUACAUCCUUCACUUGAAGGAUAUAUGGAGAUGGAUGCUGUGGGAAGGAGGCAGGCAAGUUUGAGUCAAGUCAACACCCAGUGUCCCUCUUCAGAAUGAAGUAUGAAAGUGCCUAGAUUGUCUUAACUGUUUCUAAAUAUCCCAAAAUAUUCUAAAUAAAAGAUCUAAUAUUUUUUAGUUUGCCUCAAAGGUCACAAUAACUCCCUCGGGUGCCUUCAUCAUUGCCCAGCCAACAGGGUUGGAAACCAUGGCAUUCUGGGACUGUGUCUAGGACUGAAUCCAGCUCCUGCAGUCAGGAGUGGAUUUAGCCUGACUAUCAGUGGGUGCUGGAUGGGGCCUGGCAGAAAAUUUCAGGUCCUGUUUUCAAGCAGGUUUAAUUUACAGUGUGGACAAGGCUUCAAGUUUUAUAAUCACUGUUUGAGGUAUAAUGGAGGUUGCUGGGCAGCCUCACUUAGUUACACUUAGAUACUGUAGAGACCACAUCAAUUAUCAACAGGGCAUUAAAAAUUAAGGUAGUUUAUAUAUGUAUAUAUUUUAAAAUCCUAUAGAAAAUAUUUUUAUUACACAUUUGAUAUAGUCUAAUUUCUUAAAAUAUGAAGAAAAUCCCAUUUCUUGGUUAUCUUAUGGAAGAAAAAAGGCCAUCAUGUCCUUUAUUAGAUAUUUACACACUGACUUCAGGUCAAGCAGCAUAGGCUGAGGCAUCAGUAUCCACAGCUGAUGUUAAGGUUCCAGAGCACAUCUUGAGUCUUGCCACUCAACCAACCUUCCUCCAUAACAGGGCACCAUGAGGGAGGAAAGGCAGAAGAAGAGGUUUUGUAUUCCUUUUCCCUUCUCAGAAUAAUUUUCUUACUCCAAGCAUGACACCCAGGUGCAGAUACUCUUCCUGCUUUGCAACAGGGGCAGCCUGCCCUUGCCCAGCCCUGGGCAAUGCUGACAAUGUGCCAGGGCUCCACCUCAGUUGUACAAGGUGGACUGAGCCAGAUGAUCUUUAACAUGGAGUUGAGGGCCUCAGAAGUAAGUGUGCAAACCACCACUCUGCUCCUAACUCUCCACACUUUACCAGAUCACUGCAUGGUCCCCACGUUGUGGCUCAAGAACAGAGUCCACCCAGGCUGCAGCUCUGCAGGUCCCUGCUUCCCAUGUCACCUUUCAACCACGAGCUGCAGUCCAAGCUGAACUCAGAAGUUAAUCCUUGUGUUGCCUCCUAGGAUGCUGCCCAGUUUCAUCUCUCCCAGUCUUGCUCCUUUUGGAAAAUAGAGCUGCUUUUUUUCCCCCUCCCCACUCUUGAAUAUCAACAUUUCUGAAGAUUUUGAUGGCACCACAAGCUACACCCAUUUCAAAAGGUUUUGCCUUCCAAAGCAGCACAAAUGGAGUUGUUUUGUGCUGUACUCAGCAGUGCUAUUUCCUGAGAAUUACUACAGACCUAAGGCUUCCCUAGAAGCCAUCAAGAAAUUUUUAUUCCAAAAUUUAAACCCAUUGGAAAGUAACAAUUUUUCAUGUUGUUGUUUCUGGUUUCUAAACUGCUGUUUAAAUAAAUGAACUGUUUGUCCUGGUAUAGAUAUUAAAAGCUUGUGUUCUAAUUUUUUUGUUAUUAAAAAUAUUCCCUCUGUUAUUCAUUCAUGUUUUAAAAAUGUUCGUAUAAAGCUGAGAAAGUACAGUUAAUACAGCUACAACUUUGCUACUCUUACAAAUUUUCCAACAAUAAUGUUGAAAAACUUUCUCUUUUUGGCUGUUAUUGUUGUCUCUUAAUGAAAAGACUGGAAAAUUCUUCCUAUUUUCCUCUUUCUCUGGCUUAAAAAAAAACCCCAAUCAUUUUGUUCUUCUUGUCAGUUUUACGAGAGAUUUGUUAGUUUGCAAAAAAGAAAGGGAAACAAACCCCCCAAAUGCAAAAUCGAAACACAACCCAAAACGUCCCCUCUGGUUGCAAAAUCAAAAGAAGUCAUUUCCUUGGAGUUUUUCCUUUCAUUCCUCCCUGGUUUUUAAUAAUUUCCAGAGAUAAAGACUAGCAGGCAGAUCAGAUCACAAGUUAACCCUCCCAACAAGUCACAGGGGAUGUCAAUCCCAAAUAAAAAUGUUAUUCAAGUGUCAUCAUUGAUUGCUUGUCCCUGCUGGUGACAGUACCCAGAGAGCAACCAGGGAUGUUGUACAGGCAGUAAACACAAGUGUGAAGAGGAA
This is a messenger RNA of Apus apus (common swift), 3397 nucleotides long. It is a transcript of the gene CCDC3, whose product is annotated as coiled-coil domain containing 3. The coding region runs from base 1 to 858 and encodes 285 amino acids. NCBI's taxonomy places the organism in Eukaryota, Metazoa, Chordata, Aves, Apodiformes, Apodidae. Gene Ontology annotation, biological process: negative regulation of gene expression. The transcript is spliced from 3 exons. Gene Ontology annotation, cellular component: extracellular region. The record is from RefSeq and is a predicted model, not a curated record.